Molecule: messenger RNA, 2551 nt
Organism: Acanthaster planci (crown-of-thorns starfish)
Lineage: Eukaryota; Metazoa; Echinodermata; Asteroidea; Valvatida; Acanthasteridae
Biological process (GO): regulation of transcription by RNA polymerase II; anatomical structure development
Molecular function (GO): RNA polymerase II cis-regulatory region sequence-specific DNA binding; DNA-binding transcription factor activity, RNA polymerase II-specific
Source: RefSeq, a predicted model, not a curated record
GCGCCCACCGAAGCGUCACACCACAACAAGGAAAUAUCUGGCGUAUUAUUUUGCAGCCACCAAGCCUCCUCUAUAACGGCACCGGAAUCAGUGGGAGGCUGUCUGGGACAAGUUCUCGCCUGACACUUGGACAAGCCAAGCGUGAAAAACCAGACGGCUGCAAUUUCGUUAUUCACAAUAUCGAACAAUCGCUUUGAGGCUACAACUGCACAGAAGGAAAGGAGCAAGUUCAUUGCCUGAACUUCGGUAGAAACCGUCAUAUUAUCGCACUGUGGCAACAUCGACUUAUUUCACUGCACAGCGAAUCUUGUUGACUGGCUUCGAACUGAUAGACAAUGGAGAAGAAAGAGUGACACAUGGUACAUGGAUCCACAAAAACCCAAUCGUUCAGCAUGACUGAAUUCAGUCAGCGGAAACUUUGCCGAUUGUGAUCUGGAUAAAGUACACGAAAAAUAAGCUACCCCCACACACAUGGUUUAUGCUUUUAUGGAGCCUUCCAACCCUGAGACGCAGGCCACUGAAAAUGGUCGUAAGCAGGGGAAGGGGGAGGUUGACCCUCCUCUCCAAAUUGGCCAAGGAGGAAUCAACCAGCUUGGGGGCAUGUUCGCAAAUGGGCGUCCCCUGCCAAUGUACAUCAGGAAGCGAAUCUUGGAGCUGGCCCAUCUCGGUCUCCGGCCCUGUGACAUCUCACGGCAACUGUUGGUCUCGCACGGGUGCGUCAGCAAGAUCCUCAGCCGGUACGCAGAGACGGGGUCCAUCCUACCGGGGGCCAUCGGAGGCAGCAAGCCCCGGGUCUCUACCCCAUCUGUGGUCAACAGCAUCGCACGGUACAAGAAGGUCAACUCCUCUAUGUUCGCCUGGGAGAUCCGGGAGAGGCUGUUGGCGGAUGGGGUCUGCACGGGGGAGAACCUGCCCAGUGUGAGCUCCAUUAACAGGAUACUGAGGAGCAGCUGCCGGGAGGGCGAUGCUGCUGACGACAGAACCCCAUUGAGUGAGCCAGAGUCGACCAGCACCCAAUCAGUAACAGGGGAGGUCGGCUACACCCCCAAGAAGGAGGCUUUAGUUAAAACGGAAGUGCAGGACAACGGCCGGCCAUCCGCAGCCCAGGGAAGGCACACCACGUCGUUUGCCAUGGAUGACAUACUGGGGACUACAAGGAAGAAAAGGCCACGUGACUGUGAGAAUAGCUCGGCUGUUGGAAGAGAUGAAAGUGAAAUUGAGAGUAACAUGAAAGCAAUUAAAAGACUGCGAAGAAGCAGACAGGUCAGCGCGGACCAGCAACAUCAAGGAAGUAGCUUCUCUCUCCCCGGGGACAAAUGGCAAGACACAUCGCAGUCGAACAGUACCGCCCUCAGCGAAAGGAUCGUCUACAGACCAGAAGUUCGUCCUAUCACGCAGCCGGCAUUCGUACAUGGGCUCUCGGCCUUCUCGUAUCCGACGGAUGGAAGCCAACUGUGGAACCUCGCCCUCUUCAGAAGCUUUGCCUUUGCGCAUGCCCAAGCCCAGAUUCAAGCCGGCGCAAAUGAGUCUCAGGCUCUUCGCCACCGGCACCAGACCGAGACCGUCUCUCGACACACUGCGCCCUCUCUCGUCUUGCCUCACCGUCUCCCCCUUCCAGGGCACCCCAUCCAAUGCUACGCUCCACCGGUGGUGGCAAGUCAUCAUGAUUUCAGAAGGGGAGCCAUACCUGGAUUUUCAGCCAUGAGAUUCAAACAGGUUCAGAUAAAGGCCGAGGAGGGGCCUCAGACUGAUUGACAAAGUGUGGUUUUGCACCAGCGUUUUCUUUAUUCCUGGGAGCUAUCUCGAAAUCAAAACCAAUGCCAAAGUUCGUAACUUGUAGAUGUGUACAAUAUGUCAUCCUUUUAAGCACCUAUUGUUGAGGAGCCUUAAGGUCCAGUGCCCAGUGUAUGCAAAUCUGUUACUGAAUGUUCGCUCUGGCGCAGUUCGUUGCAAAUAACACCAGGUGGAUAUUAAGUUUCAAGUUCGUGGUUGAAAUUUAUCAGCCCAACGUUCCAGAAUUUCUCUAAUAGGCCUACAUGUAUUUUACAUUCAUUCACAGUGCAAGACACUUUGAUGGGCGUUUCCCGGCUUUUUAGGGAAACGUCCCCCAAGAUCCCUCCAAAAGAGUAUUAAGGCACGUUUUUGGACGUUUUGGGUUAAUUUGUUAUAUGGAAAGACCAAACUGAGCACUCUGCUUUGAUGAACCACUCAGUCUCGGCAUUCAGAUGAAGGUGGGCGCUCCAUGGUUAAAAAAAGGCAGAGAGUUCUUAAUUAAUACAAUUACAAUUUAAGACUCCUGUAAAGACCUCAUGACUCAAAGAAGGGUCUUCGUAACAGCUUGCGAGUCUUAGGUUGAGUCACAAUUAAAUUUUCAGGCACAGCUAGCAGUGCGAUUCUUCCUGAGUCAUUUCAUGUGUCGUCGUUGAUAAUGAAGGAAUUACUAAGCAAACGCCGUUACUUCUUGAUAUUUUUGUUACGAAACUGAAGCUGUCACUACAUGUUUCUGCGACUCAUGCUGUAAUGAAUAAACUUGCUAUUUUACAGCGAGGAA